AUGGCAAUAUUUUCAGAUUUUACAGAAAAGAUUAUGGAGGUAUUCAUCGACGAUUUCUCGGUUUAUGGGAAUGACUUUGACUCCUGUCUUUUGAACCUUUCUAAAGUUCUCCAGAGAUGUGAAUAUGUGAACUUAGUUUUGAACUGGGGAAAAUGCCACUUCAUGGUUAAAGAGGGGAUUGUCUUGGGACAUAAGAUUUCAGAACUAGGAAUUGAAGUGGAUAAAGCCAAAAUAGAGACAAUUGAGAAACUACCUCCACCUCAUAAUGUAAAAGGGGUUAGAAGUUUUCUAGGGCAUGCUGGGUUUUAUAGGCGUUUCAUUAAGGAUUUUUCAAAAAUUUCCAAACCAUUAACUAAUUUGUUGAUUAAAGAUGCAGAAUUUUGCUUUGAUGAUGACUGCAAUGAGGCGUUUAAGAAAAUCAAGAAUGCUCUUAUCUCAACCCCCAUAAUUCAAGCUCUAGACAGGGAACUUUCAUUCAAAAUCAUGUUUGAUGCUAGUGACAUUACAGUGGGCGUAGUUCUAGGACAAAGAAAGGACAAAGUGCUGCAUGCAAUCCAUUACGCAAAUUUUGUUAACUAUCUUGCAAGUGGAGUACUUCCCCCAAACUUCACCUGGCAGCAAAAGAAGAAGUUUUUUUCAGAUGUCAAACACUACAUAUGGGACGAACCAUUGCUUUAUAGGAAAUGCGGAAAUACAAUUUACCGAAGGUGUGUGCCAGAAGACGAGAUCAAAGACAUUUUAUUUCAUUGUCACUCAUCGUCUUACGACGGACAUUUUGGAGUUUCAAGAACAGCUUCUUGCGACCAAUGUCAAAAGACUGGAAACAUCCCCAGGAGAAAUGAAAUGCCACUGAAUUACAUCCUUGAAGUGGAACUGUUCAAUGUAUGGGGAGUAGACUUUAUGGGCCCUUUUCCCUCAUCAUGUGGAAACAAUUAUAUUCUAAUAGAAGUGGAUUAUGUAUCGAAAUGGGUAGAAGCCAUAGCUUCUCCUACCAGUGGCGCUAAAAUAGUCAUCAAAUUAUUUAAGAAGAAAUACGGGGUAAGCCACAAAGUAGCGACCCCCUACCAUCCCCAGACUAGUGGACAAGCUGAGAUUUCCAACCGGGAGAUCAAAUCAAUAUUAGAAAAGACAGUAUUCAAUUCACGAAGAGACUGGUCAUUGAAAUUGGAUGAUGCUUUGUGGGCAUACCGUACUGCUUUCAAGACUCCAAUUGGUAUGACCCCGUUCCGACUUGUGUAUGGGAAGCUAUGUCAUCUUCCAGUAGAGUUGGAAUACAAGAUCUAUUGGGCGAUUAAACAACUUAACAUGGACCUGAAGUUAGUAGGAGCUAAAAGGAAACUCCAAUUGAAUAAGCUCGAUGAGUUGAGGAUGGAUGCCUAUGAACAUGCCAAAUCUUACAAAGAGAGAACAAAGAAAUGA
This is a messenger RNA of Zingiber officinale, 1419 nucleotides long. RefSeq lists its product as uncharacterized. The coding region runs from base 1 to 1419 and encodes 472 amino acids. The transcript is spliced from 4 exons. Gene Ontology annotation, molecular function: nucleic acid binding. The record is from RefSeq and is a predicted model, not a curated record. Gene Ontology annotation, biological process: DNA integration. NCBI's taxonomy places the organism in Eukaryota, Viridiplantae, Streptophyta, Magnoliopsida, Zingiberales, Zingiberaceae.